Ananas comosus (pineapple) is the source of this 691-nucleotide messenger RNA. Its product is annotated as peroxidase 72-like. The record is from RefSeq and is a predicted model, not a curated record. Gene Ontology annotation, molecular function: heme binding; peroxidase activity. Gene Ontology annotation, biological process: response to oxidative stress. The coding region runs from base 38 to 469 and encodes 143 amino acids. NCBI's taxonomy places the organism in Eukaryota, Viridiplantae, Streptophyta, Magnoliopsida, Poales, Bromeliaceae. The transcript has a single exon.
AUCAAUGUGAAUUGAUGCAUAACAAGUGUAUGUUGUGAUGAAAACAACUGCAGGUGCUCACACUAUCGGAUUUUCGCGCUGCACCAGCUUCCGCCAGCGUCUGUACAACCAGUCGGGCAACGGUUUAGCCGACAGCACGCUGGACGAGUCGUACGCCAUGCAGCUCCGGUGGGGCUGCCCGCGAUCGGGCAGCGACGACAACCUCUUCCCGCUCGACUACGUCAGCCCCGCACAGUUCGACAACUACUAUUACAAGAACAUUUUGGUCGGCAAGGGCCUGCUGAACUCAGACCAAAUUUUGUUCACGAAAAGCGCGACUACGAGGCAGCUGGUGGAGCUGUACGCCGCGAACAUCGGCAUAUUCUACGAUCACUUCGCCAAGUCGAUGAUCAAGAUGGGGAAUAUCACGCCGUUGACGGGAUUGGAGGGCGAGGUCCGGACCAAUUGCAGGAGGAUCAACUCUUCUUAGGUGUUUAAGUGUGGAGAUUUGAUCAGUUUGAUUAAGUUGAUUAUUUGCUUUUAUAAUUUUCCCCAAGUGCUUAUUUUUUCUUUUCCACCCGCAAGUGUUAUGUGUAUCACUUUUGUUGUUGUCGUCGUGGUCGUGGUCGUCGUUGUUAUUGUUAGUCUAUCUGAUUACAAUAAAAGAGAAUGUAUUUUUUAAAUUAUAUAUGAAAAUGGCCCAAUUGCACUA